Messenger RNA from Electrophorus electricus (electric eel), 2860 nucleotides. RefSeq names its product potassium intermediate/small conductance calcium-activated channel, subfamily N, member 3 (gene kcnn3). Gene Ontology annotation, molecular function: small conductance calcium-activated potassium channel activity; calmodulin binding. The record is from RefSeq and is a predicted model, not a curated record. Lineage: Eukaryota; Metazoa; Chordata; Actinopteri; Gymnotiformes; Gymnotidae. Gene Ontology annotation, cellular component: membrane. Gene Ontology annotation, biological process: potassium ion transport.
GACAGUGAAUGAUAGAGUGCGAGAGUGAGAACCUGAGGAAAGGCAGAGAUUUAGAAAAAAUUAUGAUAUUAUUUCUGGUUCCAGUGUUUUCUCGCUGCCGGCAUCCUACUUUAUUCCGUUAAACGAAAAAAUUGAAUCUAGUAACGAAUGGUGAUGCAUUUCUCAACAACAUUAGUGUUAUGUAGUCUUUAAAAUCGACCCUGCUUCAGGUUUCUUUUCUUUUCUUUUCUUUUCUUUUACUGGUUAGCAUAAGGAAUACGUGACAGGUAUCGUUGUAACGGAGCGAGCGCGUUAACGGCACCCGCAUCUACGGACACACACGCGUUUAAAGGUGAGAGGCUCGGAGCAGACGGCUUGUCCACAUCACUAACACGAGUCUGCAGACCAAGUCUGUCGGCAAGGAAACGGAUAACCAACGAUGCAAUGAUCGUGACAACAUGAAAAAGAAAAAGUGUGGAGAAAUAUUCCGUCGCUCCCGUCCACACCACGCCUGAGCGGGGAGACCGAGACCGGGAGAGAGAGUCUAGGAGGAGACCACGCCCACACCCGCUGGAGUUCCCUGGUUGCCAUGGAUCCCCCUCCCUCUUUGAGUUUGGCCCUUCUUGCCGGGAGUGAGGAAGAAGACCCGGGCGCUCCCCUCCCCCUGAGUGGUAUUUCCCACACCUCCCUUACUGGCAACUACCCCGGCAACAACCACUCCAACCACACAGGGGGGAACAGCAGCCUGGAGCGACUCAGCAGCACUCCGUCACCCACCGGGCCAGGCCUGCCCCCGGCACCGCUGCCUAAGCUGCCGCUGGCCACAACACCUCAGCUGCCAGCGCCGAUCCCCAACGCGCUGCACCCCACCAGCACACCCCUGUCGUCCUGCUUGGGCAGCCAGCACAGCCUGAGCGGGGACACCUCCCCCGUGUACAACGCCCUCUUCUACUCCUCGCACUCGCCGUCGGCCGAGCGGGAACGCGAGCGCGGCUGCAAGCACCGGCAGGCCAGCCCGCUCGUCCACCGCCGUGACAGCAACCCCUUCACGGAGAUCGCCAUGAGCUCGUGCAAGUACAGUGGCGGCGUGAUGAAGCCGCUCAGCCGUCUCAGUGCCUCCCGCCGCAACCUCAUCGAGUCUGACAGCGGCAGCGACACCAAGGAGGGCGGGGCUAACGCCGCCGGUCCCAGCCCGGCUCCGCCCUCCUCGCUGCACGGCCAGCCACAGAACCCACCUGAGAUCGUAAUCUCCUCCAAAGAGGACCCCCCUUACGGACACGUGUACGAGCUGGAGCCUUCGGCCAACCAGAUGUCUAUCUACCACCAGAACCACACCCUCUCUGAGAGCAGGGGCGCUCUGGGCUUGACUGGGAGCGGAAGCAACAGCCGGCGUGGCGGGACAGCCGGAGCAACUGGGAGGACGGCCUCCAAAGCUCCCAAGCGUAAGAACCAGAACAUCGGCUACAAACUCGGACACCGGAGGGCGCUAUUCGAGAAGCGAAAGAGACUCAGUGACUACGCGCUCAUCUUUGGCAUGUUUGGCAUCGUUGUCAUGGUGAUUGAGACAGAGUUGUCCUGGGGUGUCUAUAGUAAGAGCUCCAUGUAUUCUUUGGCACUGAAGUGUCUCAUCACGCUCUCUACUAUUAUCCUCCUUGGCCUCAUCAUCGCUUACCAUGCUCGAGAGGUGCAGCUCUUUGUCAUCGACAACGGGGCGGACGACUGGCGCAUCGCCAUGACGAUGGAGCGGGUGCUACUGAUCGCGCUGGAGCUGCUGGUGUCGGCCGUGCACCCGGUGCCCGGCGACUUUAAGUUCGUGUGGCGGGCGCGCCUCGCCUUCACCUACGUUCCCUCGCAGGCGGAGGCGGACCUGGACAUGGUGCUGUCGGUACCCAUGUUUCUCAGACUCUACCUCAUCGCCCGCGUCAUGCUGCUCCACAGUAAGCUGUUCACGGACGCCUCGUCACGGAGCAUAGGAGCCCUCAACAAGGUGCACUUUAACACGCGCUUCGUGAUGAAGACCCUGAUGACUAUCUGUCCAGGCACAGUGCUGCUAGUCUUCAGUAUUUCCCUCUGGAUCAUUGCGGCCUGGACUGUACGAGUGUGUGAGAGGUAUCAUGACGCACAGGAUGUGACCAGCAACUUCCUGGGAGCCAUGUGGCUCAUCUCUAUCACCUUCCUGUCCAUUGGCUACGGAGACAUGGUGCCUCACACCUACUGUGGCAAAGGAGUGUGUCUGCUGACCGGCAUUAUGGGGGCAGGUUGCACAGCCCUGGUUGUUGCCGUGGUAGCAAGGAAGCUGGAGCUGACCAAGGCUGAGAAGCAUGUGCAUAACUUCAUGAUGGACACCCAGCUCACUAAACGGAUAAAGAACGCGGCCGCCAACGUCCUGCGGGAGACCUGGCUGAUCUACAAACACACCAAGCUGAUGAAGAAGAUCGAUCACUCGCGCGUCCGCAAGCACCAGCGGAAGUUCCUGCAGGCCAUCCACCAGCUGCGAAGUGUAAAAAUGGAGCAAAGGAAGCUUAGUGACCAGGCCAACACACUGGUGGAUCUGUCAAAGAUGCAGAGUGUGAUGUACGAGCUCAUGUCCGAGCUGAACGACCGCAGCGAGGACCUGGAGCGUCAGAUGCUGAGCCUGGAGCAGCGUGUGGAGCAGCUCACGGCGGGUUUCAGCGCGCUGCCCGCGCACCUGUCAGCCACACUCAACGCCCAGCACGCCGCGCUCAUGCACCUACUGCAGGAGCGCGAUGCCAAGGCGCUCAGCCCUGCCGUGCCCGCCCUCCUCACGCCGGGCCCCGCCCCCGUCCCCGCCCCAACCUCCACCGCUGCGGCCGGGCAGCCCCCGGAGGACGGCCCCAACGCCGGCCCCUCCGGCUGCUGA